Molecule: messenger RNA, 1275 nt
Organism: Wallemia mellicola CBS 633.66
Lineage: Eukaryota; Fungi; Basidiomycota; Wallemiomycetes; Wallemiales; Wallemiaceae
Exons: 4
Coding region: 1-1275 (424 amino acids)
Molecular function (GO): nucleotide binding
Source: RefSeq, a predicted model, not a curated record
AUGUCAGUAUCAAACGUACAAAAGCAACGUCGCAGUUCAAUAGACCCGUCAUUGUUGCAGCCAAUGCACAGACAGCUAAACAUGCUCAGCUUCGAGUCCCUCCCUGGACCGAAGUUUAACCUUUUGUUCAUUGGUUCCGGCAAUAUCAACUUUGGUACGGAUGAGGGUCCAUGGAAUCACUCAAAGAGAGCUGAAAUGAAGUGGGGUACACGUUUAAACGUUGUUGGUAUCGUCGAUCCAAACAGCGCCAGAGCAGACCUCGAAUUGGGCAAGAAGAGAGCAAGCUUUGUUGCACCAGCCUACUCUGAUACCAAGUGGUUCCCUAACGUUGAUGCAGCAAAGGAAGGCCUUACCGCCGAUGAGCAACCACAUGCUAUCAUCGUUGGUGCACCACCACAAUUCAGAGGUGGUUUGGCACCUCCAGCAAACUUAGAGUUGGCUUUAUUAGAGGCUUUCCCAGAAACAGCACUUUUCCUCGAGAAGCCAGUCACCACAGGUGACGCAGAGGAUGCUAAGGAAGUCGGUAAAAGAAUCGCAGCAAAAGGCAACGUCGUCUCAGUUGGCUACAUGUUGCGUUACUCACGUGCUGUACAAACCAUGAUCAAGAUAAUUGAGGAGAAGGAUCUCACUGUCAUGUGCACUUCUGCAAGAUAUAUCUGUGCGUAUGAGAAGAUCGCAAAGGAAGACUGGUGGGAUAAGGCACGUUCAUGUGGUCCAAUCGUCGAACAAGCCACUCACUUCUGUGACUUGUCGAGAUAUUUCGGUGGUGACGUUGCUUUAGACUCCGUACAAGCUCACUCUGUAGAGUGGAAUGAGGAACCAGGAAAGCUCUCAAAGAUGCCAAUCGAGGAGAGCAAGAUUCCAGCUGAACAGCGUAUCCCAAGAUUCACGACUUCCAGUUGGAAAUACUCAAAUGGUGCGGUAGGAAGUCUUGUCCAUGGUGUUGCACUCCAAGACACUGACUACUACACUGAGUUGACGGUCUUCGCAGAUGGAUACCAAUUGAGAUUGGUCGACCCAUACAACAACCCAACACUUUACAUCAGAGCCCCAGGUAGUGAUGCCGAGGUUAUGCAAACAUUUGCAAAUGAUGAUCCAUUCUUCUCUGAGCUCAGCAACUUUGGUGACUUGAUUGAACGUGAUAGUGAACACAACAAGGAAAAGCCACUUAACACCACCGUUUUGUCUAGUUAUGAGGAUGCUGUUCAAACAUACCAAUUAUCCUGGGCUAUUCGUCUUUCAAGUGAGAAGGGAAGAAAGUUCCCAGUUCAGUAG